AUGUCAAGUACCAGCAGUUCAAUUGAACAACUGAGAGCAUCAGGUAAUAAAAAAUAUAGUGAAAAGAGAUAUAAAGAAGCAAUAUCAAUCUAUAAACAAGCUAUUGAAUUAUCAAAGGAUGAUGCAACAUUCCCAUCAAACAUGUCAGCAUGUUGCUUUGAAUUGGGUGACUAUGAAGAAGCAAUAAAGUUGUCUAAAAAGGUGAUCGAGAUGAUCAACGUGCAAGGAGGAGGGGAUGAUCCCAAACAACUCACUAAAAAGAAUCUUGCUCGUAUCGCAAGAAUCGUACAUUUAAAGAAAUCAAAACAAGAGUUGGAGCAGUUGGUCAAUCAAUUCACAGACAAUGAUCUUCAAGACAAGACAUUUGAUUUUGAAAAGAUCAAGAAAUCGUUGGAUAGUUUGGAUCAAGAAGAUUGGACUAAAAAGAAUGGUUCUGGUCAUGUGAAUGCUUCUACAUUGCCAAUUAUUCUGCCCGCAAGACUAUCCGAUGCAGGAGAAUACUAUAUUGUCGGUCACGAUGUUGCAAAAAGUGCAUUGAGUCCACACCUCGACGGAAACAAGGUCAAUCCCGGCAAAGAUAAUCCAUUAACCACGCCGAGAUUAAAAGAGAUUGAAACGGAACGUAUCCGCCUACGCGAUCAUCUCUCACUAUCAUUCUUUUACGGUGGAGUUGGAGAUUGUCGCCAUCCAUUUAUCACACUCGCCGAUUUAAAUCGGCGACUCGCUGGAGAUGGGAGUCCAGUCCCACCCAACAUCAAGAUUCACUUUACACUCAACGAUAUCGUAUCGUCUGCCAUUGCUAGAGACGUCUUAUUCUUUACAUUGUUGGAAGAUAUUGGAAGAUGUAAAUCGAUUGAAAAAGUGUAUGACGAGCGAGAAGCAGCCAACGCAGCAGUUAUUCUCUACUAUACCUAUCUUGGUCAUGGUAUGCCAAAGGCUGUACACGCCAUGUUGAUAGCUCGACUUGAAAAGCUCAUCUCACUCGGGGACAGUGGCCAACUCCCCAAAUGGAUGUCGAUCGACAUGGCAGCCAAUUGGCCAGGUAUCAAAGAUGCAUUCGAAUAUUGGAUCAGUGACAAGCCAGAACUUACAUGGUCAGAAGUUAAAAAGAAAGCAGUGUCUGAAGGCGGUCUCUCUUGUGACCAAGAAUCAUCAAAUAAUGGAGGAAUCAACACGAACCAAACCCAAAUCUUGGAAGGGAUAAGGAAAAAUUUGAAUGACCCACAGUUUCUAAAGCAGUUUGGCGUCAACCCCAACGAUGAAGCAAAGAAGCAGGAAAUAAUGAAAAAUUUAAUGGCAAGCUUUUCCAACAAUGAUGCUCUGCAACAAGAUCAAAAUUCGAAUUUGCGGUUGUCUAGGGAGCUAGGUUGGCUCCGAUCCUUUGGAUACCCUCUCCUCCCAACGGUCAAUGCCGACUAUGACAAACACAUGACACCAGCCAAGGCAAAUCAGUGUUUGGAUGGAUUGCUUGCAAAAAAGAACAACAACAACAAUGACAAAACGGAUCUUUUGAAAACAUUUGGAAAAGAUGACAUGAUCAAGGUCAAUCCAACUCUUUUCGAUGUCGUAUAUUCUCGCAAAUCAAAUCAUGGUGACACGAUAUCGGAUUUUGGCCAUAAACCACUCGAUGUUGUGGCAGACUUUUAUCAAUAUGUUUGGAUGGGUGAGCCAAAGCAGCGCAACAAGACAUCGUCGUUUGACUAUUUUAUUCAUGCAUUCUAUCAAACUGCACGUGGUCUAGUCAGAUUGUCAUCAAGCAAUGCAUUGACGAUUGAAAUGUGUGUAGGUGAUUUCCAAUCAGUCUUGGAUAAUGUGCGUCACAACAAGGAGGAAAGAAAGGCAAGUGGAAUGGCGGUUGAAUACGACGGUAUUUACCUCAGCAACGUACCCGAUUACACUGGUUACUUGGGUUUGUUUGCAGAUACUAUUGAAAUGCUCAAACCAGUCAAACACUCUUACAUUGGUUGCAACAUUCUUCUCCAACACUACAUUGUGGAAAUCAUUCGAUGA
Messenger RNA from Cavenderia fasciculata, 2010 nucleotides. RefSeq lists its product as uncharacterized. Gene Ontology annotation, molecular function: protein binding; molecular adaptor activity. Gene Ontology annotation, cellular component: TRC complex; membrane. Bases 1 to 2010 code for a protein of 669 amino acids. The transcript is spliced from 2 exons. The record is from RefSeq and is a predicted model, not a curated record. Lineage: Eukaryota; Evosea; Eumycetozoa; Acytosteliales; Cavenderiaceae. Gene Ontology annotation, biological process: post-translational protein targeting to endoplasmic reticulum membrane.